Messenger RNA from Nothobranchius furzeri (turquoise killifish), 1959 nucleotides. It is a transcript of the gene sh2d1ab, whose product is annotated as SH2 domain containing 1A duplicate b. NCBI's taxonomy places the organism in Eukaryota, Metazoa, Chordata, Actinopteri, Cyprinodontiformes, Nothobranchiidae. Gene Ontology annotation, biological process: negative regulation of signal transduction; regulation of immune response; positive regulation of B cell differentiation. The record is from RefSeq and is a predicted model, not a curated record. Gene Ontology annotation, cellular component: cytosol.
CUAGACCAAACAAACUAAAACAGUCUAAACUAAACUAACCAGACUCAACAAACUAAACCAGACUAAACUAAAUAAAAAAAACUAACCAAACUAAACAAACCAGACUAAACUAAAUUAAAAAAAACUAACCAAACUAAACAAACCAGACUAAACAAACUAAACCAGACUAAACUAAACUAACUAGACCAAACGAACUAAAACAGUCUAAACUUAACUAAACCAGACUAAACUAAACACACAAUGAAACUUAAUAUUUGAGCAGCAAUGAAAAUUUCUGUUUUUUCUUAGAUCUAGAUUAAAAAAGGUCUCCUCCACACUAACAAAAAUGUUCUAUAUUAAUAAUUAAUGUUUUUAUAAUAAUAAUAAUAAUAAUAACUAACCCAUAUAACACAAAUCUGAGCUUUAAUGAGCUCAAGUAAAGUUUUAACUAAAUGGUGCCUGAAGAUGAAUCUAAAUGCCCACAGAGGUUAUUACAUUGAAACUGAAACAGGUUUUAACACUUUAACACUGCUUGAGUCUUUUAACGGCCAUGUCAUUGUGUGAAACAACGCCAUCAGACCUCCUACAUCGAUCCUAUUCAAACAUUUAAGUAUUAAUAUGUUUAAAGCAAACUCUUUAUGUGCAAAGUAACAUUUGGAUGGAAGGUGAUGUUAAAAAAUGAAAACAUCAUUUUCAGAAAGCAUCACUGGAAACGCUCUCACAAAAUGAAAUGAUGUGACUUUUAUAAUUUAUUUAUUUAUUUGACUCUACUGGAAGUUUUUCUUCCUGCACCAUUCACCUGCAGCGUGUCGCUGCAUUCGCACAACAGUGUUCCUGUGUCAAAUAAGCUCGUUUACCACUUGUUUUCAUCCCUCUCUUGUGUCUUCUAUUGUGGAAAAAUUCGGUUAGAAUCUUUGAAGUUAUUUCCUGUCACAAACACACAAUCAUUUCCUGAGCGAAGCCACAUUUUAGGUGAGUGCAUUAGUGCACAUGCGUGCGUCUUCUGAAGACGGAGGGAGGCUGCACGCAGGAGAUCAGAAAGGUUAGAGGUGAUGCAGAGCUGAUCUGAAGAGGCUGACACGGAGCAAGCACCAAAAGAGAGGCUGGAGAAACGGCCCGCUAGAAGAGAAGAGAGGGGUUUGCUUGCAGUUUAAUGAGAAGUUUAGGGUGAGGAACAGAGAGAAGAGAGAGCUGGCCUUUGGGAAAAGCAGUGAUGGAAAAGCUGCAAAUCUACCAUGGACCCAUCGGUAAGGAGGAGGGCGAACGGCGGCUGGGCCAGGACGGGAGAGACGGGUGUUACUUGGUCCGUGACAGCGACUCGGUACCGGGCGUCUUCUGUCUGUGUGUGCUGUGCAGAGGAUACGUCUACACCUACAGACUCCACCAGGACGACGCUGGCUCAUGGGCUGCAGAAACCACUCCGGGUGUGCAGAAACGGUAUUUCCGGCAAGUCAAGAACUUGAUAGCAGCUUUCCAGAAGGAAGGACAGGGCAUCGCCACCCCUCUGCUGUACCCCAUCACCGCUCAGAGCCGGGCGCAGGCCCACGGGAAGCGACAGACGCCCGGUAACAGCCUGUCGCCGACACACAGCGGCCAGACGCCUCCUCUCCAGCAGCGUGCCACACACGUCGCUCAGGGACAGAGAAACAGACCCAAGAAGGACUUUGUCUUCUAACCCAGCUUCUUUCCACCAAACCAUCUCCGCACGAUUCCUCCUUCUGUAUUUUCCACCCGUACUGAAGUAAAUGUCACCCUUUUUCCUGCUUUUAGUGACUCACACGUCGCUCUUUCUUGCAGUAUUUUCUGCACAUGCAGCACAGGAGCUGCAUAACUUCAGAGAUGUGAUGUGAAUGAUAGAACUGCUGAAGCAUUAAUAUCCAUUAAUGCAGACGUGAGUCAACAGCAAAUAUUGUGCUUUGUCUUCUUAAUGUAAUACAGUGGAUUGUUUGUUUUCUGUCUAAAAUAAACUAUUUUAAAUGA